This is a messenger RNA of Gryllus bimaculatus (two-spotted cricket), 2842 nucleotides long. The record is from the annotation of a GenBank genome assembly. NCBI's taxonomy places the organism in Eukaryota, Metazoa, Arthropoda, Insecta, Orthoptera, Gryllidae.
UGUUAUAGUAGAAUGUUCAGAGGUUACUUCUGUAACCCGUAUGCUCAACGUUUAAGAAAAACAUUGCUGUGGCCCUACUGGUUUCAGACGAUAUUUGCGGAAACAAGGGUAAUAGUGUAGAUUAAGAAGUAUCCAUCAUGGAAGAAGUUGAAGUGAACGAAAGCGAGGAUGUAGAGGACGAAGAAAAUGGCUCAGAGAAUGAAGAAGUAAAAAAUACUGUAUUGGAGACCGAUGCAGUAGAUGCUUCACUGAAUGAGAAAGUACCCAAUGAAGAAAUCACUUCUCUUAGAAAUGAAAUUGAACAAAUGAAAAGACAAUUUCUAGAAACACAACAAAUAGUAAAGGAUUUAUCAGCGAAACAAGACAAAAUGUUGGAAAGUAAAUUCCAAGAAUUAACUGAUCAAAUAAACAACUUGCAAUCAUCACUGACGAAUCAGAUUGAUAACAUUCAGGAGCAAGCCAAUGACAUCGAAAGCGGACUUGGUAUUCUCACAGAACGAGUGAACAUCGGGGGAGGAGGUACACAACAAGAUUAUGUUGGACUCGAUGAACUGUACAAGAAAUUUGACCAAAUAAAUUGUGACCUGGAAAUGUUAUCUAAUACAUCUGCUAAAUUGAUGCAAGAUGCAGAUCAAAAGAAUAAUCUACUGGAAGUACGUUUCCCUAUAUCAGAUAGGGAAGAAAUGGAUGAGGCGCUACACGAUAAAGCCGAUGCAACGGUAGUCAAAAGGAAAGUAUCACAUGAACAGUUCGAAAAUGCCCUAGAGCAUUUGUCUCUUGCGUUACAUGAAGCUGUAAAAAAACUCACUGAACAAGAAGCGAUAUGGCACGAAGCAUUGGAUGAAUUUCAAAGUGAAAUCGCAAUGAAAUUGGAUAAAAGGGAAAUGGCUCCACUGAAAGAAUUUAUCAAUAAGAAAUUAAAAAUGUUACACAAAAAGCUAAAAGAACUUUCAAACAUUAGAAGACAAGCAGAAGCAGCAGUAGGAAAGAAGGAUCUUAUGAAGGAUGUCACUUGCGUGUCAUGUGAUUUAGAUGCAGUAAUGCCGAGGAAUCUGGAAGGUAAUGUUCCUGUACCUCCGGCAGCAACUGCGCAUCGCAAUCUCAAACCAUAUCUCACUUACGAGUUGGAUAUGAUUAGGAAGGAAAAUAGAAGGUUACCACCAAAAAAUGUACUUCGCCUGGAAGAAGCGCUUUCAAGCCAAAGAGCGAAAACUCGGGUUAAUGAAGGGAAACCUGGUAUAUCAAAAGGGGAUCACUUAUGUCAACGCUAUUGUGGUGGUAGUCAUACAACCACAUUGCCGCAUCAGCGAGUUACAAGAGUAGGUAACUUUGUAACGUGUGCAGGAGGAGGACUUGAAGUUUUUCGACUAUUUCCGGAAAGGGGUCCCGGCGCAAAACAAGAUUUGUCCAGAAAAACAAGCAACAGCGAUGCUCAAAAGAAUGCCAAGCACACAAAAGGGAACAAAAAGUGAGGGUUAUUUUACGUGUUAAUUCCAUUUGAUUGCACAACUUUUAUUUCACAUAUAGGUAUCAAAUGUUAAAAUAAAGCAUUAUAUCACGCUGAGAGUUGUUUGUUGACCACUAUUAUUCAAAUGAAGAUAAUUCAUUUCAAUAAACUUCCAGUUGGCUGUGUUGGAGAGUGUACUGUAUUAAUAGUUUUGUGUUGCAAAGGGUGUGUGAAGUAUAGAAAUGACGUCAAAGAACUUACAACUUUCACAUCAUUAGUGUACAAGUGAAACUCACACUAAGUUUAAACACUGUGGCGAAAUAAAUCAACUUAAAGAAGAAGCCAUUCUUUCAAGCGUCGCUUGUUUGGCGAUGGAAGAGAUGUGAAGAAAAACGUUGUAGUGGAUUUUGAUCAAUUGUUUUUUACAAUUGCAUUAAUUUAUUAUAGGAAAUAUGUCAAUAUAACUCGUUUAAGAAAUGUACAUGAUCUUUUAAAGAUUGAUUUUUUUAACAGAUUUCAUUUAAAACAAUAUAUUAUUCUUCAACAUUGUACUUUUUCAACGUUUACUUUUUGCAAUUUUCGAAAAUACAGGUCGCCGGGUAUGAGGCUAGCACCAAUUUUUUAUUCCGAGGUCUUUUACGAGGAGUCAAUUUCGACGAGAUAAUACAAUGAGAAAAUUUGAAGGAAAAAAUUGGACCGAAUUUUGAGAAAAAAUGUUAAAAAAAUUGCCUUCAUUUCACGCAAAAUUUCGUAAAAACAACUCAUAAUAAAAUAUUUUAUUUUGCUUAUAUUGUAAGAAAAUAUUGUAAGUAAGAAAACCAAGUUUCCCACCUCGAAAUACUUUGGGACACGUUUUGGUAGGCAAAAAACCAACACUAAUCAGAGCGGAUGAAAACCGUGUAGGAAUGGUGUCGGAAAAUAACACGCAUUGCUAACGAGAAUUUGGUCACAUAAAACGCUUGGUACCACAUUUCCUGACAAAAUAAAUUGUGCAGGGCGAUAAGAAGAAGAAGAAGAAAAGGAGGAGAAGGAGGAGGAAAUCAAAGGGAUUUCGCCAGCCACUAAUGCCAAUGAGGCCAUGCAGUUCAUGUCUUUGACUUGAAGGCAGUUUUAAUGAAUGCUACUUUCUUAUUGAUGAUUUGAUGAGCGAAUACAGAUUACCAUUCCAGUAGCGGCACAGAAUUACCGUGCCUCCUUCAAAAGUACGGACAUAAUGAUAACAGAGAACUAACAGAACAUCUGUUGUAUAUUUUCGAAAUGUUGAGUACAAAAUAUUAAAUAACUUCUGGUAUCGAAACAAGAAAUAUAACAUCACAGUUGCGUGCGCCAGUGUGUUUAAAACAGUAGCCGGCUUAUUCACAGGCGUAUCAAGUAACGGAAUUUAGAUUUAGAUUU